Molecule: messenger RNA, 1226 nt
Organism: Populus trichocarpa (black cottonwood)
Lineage: Eukaryota; Viridiplantae; Streptophyta; Magnoliopsida; Malpighiales; Salicaceae
Exons: 1
Coding region: 187-807 (206 amino acids)
Source: RefSeq, a predicted model, not a curated record
CUCUCUCCUUCACAACCACAUCUCUUGCCUCCUCCUCUCUUUCGUUCUCUCCCUCCCUCCCUCCCUGUUAGAGGAGAAAGAAAGAGAAAAGCUUGACGAACACAACAACAAUAACGAGAUUCUUGUGAUUUUCCUGUCUUCUCUCUUUCUUGUUUAGUUGAGGUAUUAUUGUUGUUGUUUAUUGUUAUGGGGACUGAGGUUGCAAGGCCACAAGAUUGCCUGAUUGAAAGAAUCAGAGUUUCUCCCUGUCGUCGGAGAAAUUAUUACUAUGGAAACGGAAACGUUUCUAACCCUAACGCUUAUAGCACUAACAGCUACUGCAACAACAGCAACCCUAGGUUUAACAGAAAACCAACAGCGGUUCGGUUUGAGAGAUCGGGCCAGAGAAAGAAACAACCAGAGCCGUCGAUUUCAAAGAAAUCAGGCACUGUUGAUGAUCUCAAGAUCCCCAGGAACAACAAGGUGAUGGAGAAAGUUACGAUUUUACGGAGAGGAGAGUCGCUAGACACGAAGAUCAAGAGCAGCGACACUGCGUCCUUGAAGAAGGAACAAGGAAAUGGUGGUGAUUUUGUUGUUGCUAGCACGGACCGAUUGGGUCCGGACCCCAAGGUGGUUUCAAAACAGAUCAGGAUCGUGGAUCUGAGGUCUCCGGUGAAUGGAAAGUGUGAUAUGUACGCCGGAUCGGCUUUUGCAGUGUCCCCGGCGCCGAGUUCGCUUCCUUUGCCGUCUUUUUCGAAGAAGAAGCAGGUUUCAAUUGAUGACUCGGCCACCAGAGAUCUAAGGCGUUUGCUUCGACUCGAAUGUUGAGACCCGGUUAAUAUCUUCGGGUCCGGAUUCGGGUUAUCUUUCUUUCUCUCUCUCUAGUUCCUCUCUGUUUCGUCCUUGUCAUGUCUCUCUUGGUUUGUGAAGAUCGGAUCCUCCCGUGAGUUUUUUAAAAAACGGGAGGCGGCCCUGAAAAUCAGGGAGAAUAUGGGGGCGAAUUAGCUAAACUUCUGGUAAUUAGGGAGUUGUCUAGGGUUGAGAAAUGAAAAGGAGGAGGGUAUUGGGGGCGAAUGUUGUAAUAUUGGGGGAGUAGGGGGGUUGUGAAGGAAGAAAAUAGUGAAAGUUUGUGGAGUGGUGUGAAGUCUUCGUUAGCCUAAAAAGGAAAGACUUCCCUUCCCCCUGCUGAUGUAUUUUAUGUAAAAUCAAAAUCAAGUUGAAAUAUACGGUCGAUUACCUUUCGGACA